AUGUCGCUGCAGCCGCAUUUCCAGGGUCUAUUGACUUUCAUGGAUGUGGCUAUAGAGUUCUCUAGGGAGGAGUGGGAAUGUCUGGAUUCUGCUCAGCGGACUUUGUACAGAGAUGUCAUGUUGGAGAAUUAUAACAACCUGGUUUCUGCAGAUUGA
Rattus norvegicus (Norway rat) is the source of this 156-nucleotide messenger RNA. Its product is annotated as zinc finger protein 320-like. The record is from RefSeq and is a predicted model, not a curated record. NCBI's taxonomy places the organism in Eukaryota, Metazoa, Chordata, Mammalia, Rodentia, Muridae.